Molecule: messenger RNA, 2080 nt
Organism: Meloidogyne enterolobii
Lineage: Eukaryota; Metazoa; Nematoda; Chromadorea; Rhabditida; Meloidogynidae
Source: the annotation of a GenBank genome assembly
CUAAAAUUUGCGGAUGUCCGCAAAUUUUUUGCGGACAUCCGCAAAUGUCAGAUUUUCUUUUUAAUUUUUUUCAGAAAAAUUUUUAUAGGGAGAGGUUUAACUAACCUAAAAAUGAGUCCUUUAACCUACUAUCUAACCUUCAGAAAAAAUUGUUCACUUAAUAUGACUUUCCCACCACCAACUUUCUUUUAUUUAAAUUCGUAUAGAUAAAAAUUGUGUUAAAAAAAAUUUUUUUUUAUUAAAAGAAUUAUUAUUUUCUUUCAAUUUAUUUUUUAAUUUUAUUUUUAAUUUAAUUUAUUAGCGCAAAACCUCGUUUUUAAUGAUUCCAUUAAAAAAAUAUUUUAAGAAAAAGAAGGAAAGCUUAAAAUGAAACAACGCCAAAAAACACCAAAAACAACAACCAAAACAUCAAAAAAUUCUCCAAUAAAAAAUAAUAAUUUAUCACCCGCAAAUGUUGCUGCUUCAGAAGAGAAUAAUUCUACAAUUAAACAAAUUACAAACUUUACAGAACAGAUAUCUGAAAAGAUGUUAAGACUUCAACCAAAGCAUCAAAAAGUAAAUGAAUCAUUAAGAGCUAUACGUUCUCAAGGAGUGCGCUUACUUGGACCUGGAUCAAAAAUUAGUCAAAAUUCGAAAGCAAAAUUGAUUGCUUUAUAUCAGACAGCUCAAAAACAAUGUGUGAGUGAACAUUCGACAAUUAUGCAAUUGUUGGAUAAUAUACAAACUGUUCGCCAACUCCGUUUAAAACAAAGAAUGGCAGACAAAUUAUCUCGUGGCUCGCUUAUGAUUUUGUUAGCGCAGCAUGCUGCUACCUUGCCUUUGUAUGUUGGAUAUAUUGAAGGACAUCCACCUCCUCUUGUCGGGGCAAUUCCUAGAUUGAAUGGAGAACCUAUUAAUGUUGGUCAUUUUGUUGCUGCUUUUAGUGAAGAUAUUUGGAUUCUUGGGGAAGUGAAGGCCCAUCUACCAACCGAUUAUGGUCUAGAAUAUUCAAUUCGAGAUAUUGAUGAUGAAGUUGAAGAGGAAGGAGGUAUGGUAGCUGGGACAAGUAGCACCACCAACAACACUACUCUAACUACAAACAACGAGAAACUUUUAACUGUUGAUUCAAAUAAAGUAAUUGCUUUACCACAUUAUCGAGCCGAUCCUCGACGUCAUGCACAUGCUUUAUUUCCAAAAGGUGCAAUAGUUUUGGCUCUAUAUCCGCAAACAACUUGCUUCUAUAAAGGAAUUGUGGAAACACCGCCAAGUGGACCAAAUGAUGAUUAUUUAAUCGCCUUUGAAGACUCAACCUUCUCUACUGGUUAUUCCCCAACACUUCCUGUACCACAAUUUUAUGUUUUAACAUUUCGAGAUGUUUCAUCCUCGACAAUUUGUGCAUAUUUUAAUAAAAAUAAGAGAAAAACAUUGUCCCCAGAAACAAAAGAAACAUCGUCAACUUCUUCAACUUGACUUUACAAAAAUAAAAAAUAUUGUUUGUAUAACUGAAUUUAUCUCUCAAUUUUAUUUUUAAAAAUUAUUAAAAAAUGAAAAAAAAAUUUUGUCUUGAUUUUUUAGAUUUUUUCCGUUUUCUCUUAUUUCCGUCCAAGCCCAAUUCCAACUAAAUGUAAACGUUUAUUCAAAACAUUUGUUUCUUCCUGUUGUUCCCUCGUCCCUCUUAAUUGUCUUUUAUUUGAUGAUCGCUUCCCUAAUCCAAUGUGUCGCCAAGCGGGGUCGAAACGUCGGACUAUUUGAGGUUCGAACAAUUGGUUAAAUAAUCUUGAAGUUAGGGGGUUGUUGUCAAAAAAGUUGGUUGUGGAAGCUGAAAAGUUUAAACUUGUUUUAGAAUUAAAUGUUUUGGAAUGUUUUUGUUUUUGGAUGCUCUCGUUUGUUUUAAUGAAAGUUUUAAUGUUUUGUUUCAAGUUUAUUUACAAGAAAUAGGUUUAUUUUAGCAUGUUUGUCUUUUGGUGUGUUUUCAAGUUUGAUGUUCAGAUCAUUGUUUCAAGUUUUUACAUGUUUUAAUUUAGGAAAAAAAGGUUUAAUGUUUUACUUCAAGUUUAUUUAUUUUCAAGUUUUAGUUUUCAAGUUUUUAGUGUUGUUUCUA